CAGGAAUUCACGGAUAUGAUAAGGGAAAUAAACUACGGAGCGCGGCCUUCUACUGCUGCUCUUGCUCAUCAGCGUUCUUCAGAUGUUAAGGCAGCUGCGUCAGUGGAUUAUCCAUCUCCAGCAGCAUGAGAACAAGUAGACUACUUCAAUAGGGUCGUGACCUUUCUCCAAGGGAAAAACGACGAGAAGGCUACUUUUAUUACUUAGGAUCUUUUAUUACUUAGGAUCAUGACUUACUUUCGAGAUGCUGGACCGCUUUUUCUAAAACUGUCAAUGCUCGACCAUUUGGAGCGCGGCGUCGUGGACACGAAGAGCGGCGUCGUUGUCGUGUAUUUCCCGACAAAGUGAAAGAUGAGAUGUCGAUAACAUCUCCUGGCCGCAACAUGUCAACACCAUAUCCAAGUAAUCAACACGACGCAACAAAACACCCAACAAAACACCAAGAUCAUACUCAUCAGCGGCCGCUUGAGGAAGCUCUAUCGCUGGAAGCUCUGAUGCGGGACGCCGAAGCUGCUGCGAUCGAGGAACAGUCUUCAAAUAGUCAACGUAGUAAUCGAGAUCGAGGAGGAGGAGGACUACUACGUGAUAAUGAAAGAACGUUUGGUACAUCAGCACACUCAACAACAAUGUCUACCAAUAUCAAGCAUGAGCAGAAAGAUGUAGAUGACGUCAAGGCCACGAACGACAACAUGAGCAGUUCUAUGGCAAAUCAAGCAGGUCGCCUCCGCCAUGAGCGCGCUUCAUUUGCGACGCCUUCUGAAUUGCCUUACCCAAGUGGGCUCAAUUCCACCGAAAUUGCAACGAAGAAGGGAAACAUCGAGUUGGAUUCAAAUUUUUAAGGCUUCUCACCCUUCUGGAUAUGUAUGCAUCGAUCGAUCUACUUACCUGCAAGAGCAUCUUCCUUAGAAGUGUUAGGACAACUCUCAAAACAUAAAUAGUUCUCUUGUAGAAGAAAAGAGGACUACGAAGGAUGAAGAAGAUGCGGUCAAGUAGGGAGUAGUUUAUAGCACGCAUGGCGCACGGAGUGCAUGGAGUAGCAUGGAGUGCAUGGAGCGCAGAGCUUUAAGGGUCGCAAGAAGCUCCCCAUUUGGCUCCAUGCUACUCCAUGCGAUCCAUGCACUCCGUGCCAUGCGAGCUGUGCAACCUUAUAAAUUGCUCUGGCCUAUAUGUAUUACUCCGUUGUGUCUUGCUCCUGCUCACAUUCUAGCACUGGUGUGAUCUCCGUGAAUUCAACAAAGCAUAUUAUCAAUUUUACCAGAAAUGCUCAUGGUCACCGGGUCAAGGUCAUGAUGAUCUUCUAAGAAUUGCAGUUAUUAUCGAAACAAACUCACGCGCAAGCGGAACAUAGUACCAUUACCACCGGGAGUGGACCACUGGCGGAGCGCCUGGAGGCAGAAGAGAAAGCCCUUGAUGAAGAGACGCAAAGGCUUCUAGAUAUGCUGUCUCGAAGUAACCAGGCCUCACCUUUGCCGAGUGCUAGAAACAGCCCUGAAUCAUCGCACUCAAGAAAGGAGAUGCAUCAUAUUCAAAACCAUAAGCAAAAACUAGCACUACAACCUAGCGAGACGAAUACUGAAGAGGACGACCAAAAGCGAUCUGUGGACCAGCUUCUAGCCUCUGGUAGCUGUAGACGCGGAAGCCCCGCGCAUCUUCAUGAAGCUGAUUGUCUUGGAUUUUCGUAUACCGAAGAUGCGACCAAAGCCAAGAUUUUUCCUGUCGUCGUGGUCUCUACGUCGACUACAAUUUCGCGGCCGUCUUCGAGUUAUGAAGAUGAAGUGUCCCUUGAGACCCUAUGAGCCGUCUAUCUAGCCUGGUUUGGUUGAGGAUUUUUGUAGAACAUUAAUGACGGCACACACGACCUCAUUGAUCCUAGUGGACCAGCUCUAAACCUUCUCCAAGAAGGGCAGAACGCGUUCUAUCGCGGACAGCCUUCCAGGGAUACAGGAGAAGACCUGUAAGCUUUUGGAGGCGGCUGGGCAAGUUGCAGUCGACUCUGUCAGUGCUGAACGACGUCGAAUCGAGGAAAAUUUAGAUAUGGAGGAUGAUGUUUUUUCUCAGACCGUCUAGGCUGCCCGUUUUCCCCUUAGAGCUGUAUAGGCUAAGUUGUGGGGGCCUCGAUGGUUCUUUGUAAUUACAACAUAGAAGAUGGCAAAAAAAUCGUUCAUAUUCGAGCGGCGAAUCCAAAAUCUACAUAAGCUCAUCAAUUCCGAUGCUUUUCUACUUCCUGCGGAUGGAGAUGUUGGAGUUGCUGGAGUUGAAGGACGUGCACGAGAAGAUGAACGUGCACGAGAACAACCACAGGAAGAUGAAUUCUAUGGAGAACCAAAAAAAGGUACGAAAGCAGAAGUUCUUUCGACAAGUCAUUCGUCACAUUCUAGAGGUGGAGAAGCAACUUCUAGAGGGCGUGCUGGAGUGGUAAGAACUACAACAACGAGUGAAGAGAUGAAUGACAAUUCUGACGAGAGGACAUCAAAAAUAAGUCCUAGACCACAACAAGAACGACCAGAGCGACCACAGCAACAUCAACAAGACGAGGAGCAGACUUCUACUGGAGCUAGAGACGAGCUAGCUAGACAAAUCGAACAGCUCCAGACAGAAUUGGACAGAUUGAGGGGUCCGGUCUUUGAGGACGUGCCGAAGGCCUUUCAGAUGGCCCUGGAGUUGGUGAGCCAGCACGGAUGCUUAUGAUGUAGUGAGGCAUUGAGUAUGUGUAGUUGUAACGGGCUAUUUCUUAUAGGAACAAUAUGCUCAUCAUGUUGAUUUUCUUCUAGUGACUAAAACUAUCUAGAAAUAUGUCUAGAGUCUAAGUCGUUGGUCUUCCUCGGUCAAAGUCAUCACAUGGAGUUGCAAGUAUCUGUAAUUUAUAAUCAUUUUCGGCAACCAACUUGAGAGAAACUGAACAAACGCAAACAAAAAUACCUCCGAUCAAAAUGAAAGUCAUUAUCUUCAUUGUCUAUGAUCAUAAUCAUCUGUAUCAAUGUCAAUUCAUUGUAAUUCCAUCAAUUGUAGUUCGUUCCUCUUCCUCUUUCAUACUACUCGGAACUUUCCUGGGCUGAGGGCUUUUCCGCGAUGCACUGGGCUGCUCAGGGAAACAGAACGGACGUCAUUCUAAGGCUUGACGGGAACGGAAUUCAUUUCCGAGGGUCAUUUUCUUCUGUUACUGUUUCCUUCUUAGGAUUCUGAAGAAAUGAAGGAGAGAAGUGACUCCCCUUGCGCUCUAAUCAGUGACUAUCUCCUCCAGCAAGCGGGAGGACCAGAGUUGUUGGCUCUUAGGGAUAAAAACGGCAAGAUUCCAUUCGAAUACGCCAAAGAAGCGGGCCAUGAUGGGCUUUGUUUAAGGCCGAAGUGAACGAGAUGUUACUUUUUACACGUAGGUAGUGGUAGUGCCACUACCCCCACCUACUUACUACCCUACUACGCUAGACUAAGCCUAAGCGUCGCUAGUGGUGGCCGUAGUGAAAGGUGAAGAGCAAGAGGCCUACGUAAUAAUUACUUAGCCGUUAGUACUAGUAUUAGUUGUAUACAAAUACUCCGAGUGCUUCAUCACCGGCCAGUAAGGGUCACCUUUGAAGCACACCACUAUGACUAUGACCUACUUUGAAGUGUGUGAGUACUAAUCAUGGUGAUGGCUUGUCAGUGUUGCAUACAGGUAAGAACCAAUACUACAACGUAGUGGAAGUUGUAGAAGAAGAAUACAUCAAGUGCGGUGAAGAGAGAACUCCUAAGUAACAUCACAAACAUUUUUGGAGUAGUUUGGAUAGCGCUAAUCUUCGCCUACCUGCAGACACUUGGGGCAGCGCAGGCGCAGGUAAGUCACAUAUUUUACUAUCCUUAAUAUCAAAAAUAUCUUCAGAUUUAUAACAAGCGCGUCGGCUUCUCGUGAGCUAAGGCUAACUUCAGUAAUUUGUGUACUCUGCUCUUUGUCUUUGCUAACAAGGGUGUCAAAUCCGACACCUCUAUAUCAGAUGUCCAAGCUUAUAGCACAACUUUUUAUCGAACACAACAUAUGACCAUACUUCUUAGCCCCUAUCGGAGACGCUUGGUCCAGAACUGCCUGAUGCAUACCGAGAAGUGCUAAGACAAGUCGAGACCGAUGGCUGGUCCUCCAUGAGGUGGCAGGCAGAUUAUUCGCUUUUACAUUUACGAUUGUGUUGAGACUAAAAUGAGGUGCUGAUGAUUACUCGUCAUUUCUACAUUUAAAAAGAUAAAUGUAAAAGUAAAGAGAGUACGGCUAGUAUGGUUGUAACUCGAAUACUUGAGACGGAGGUGGCUCGGUGUGACCACUCGGGACGCACGCGCAAUGAUGGUGAAUUAUUACAAGUCUAUUGAGAAGGUACAAGAUGACUGGAUCACCUCACAACUGCUUGGCCACGUAGUAAAAAGAGGGCACAUGACAUGACACGGCUUAUAUAUAGAUUGUUCUAUCAAUAUGCAUAGAAAUAGAGACGAAGAUGUAGGUGACACUGUGGACGGCGAGUCACUUCCAAUCCUAUCCUAUCCAAUAUGCAUAGAAAUAGAGACGCAGGUGUCCUCGUCUUAGAAAGAUGUCCUCGUCUUAGAAGUCUAACGCCUUGGGCCGCAAAGAAGGGCGUUCGGCCAUUAGUCGAGUACCUUGUCCAUCUAGGCGCGGACGUGAACGUCGCAGACAAAAUUGCGAAUCGGAGCCCUCUCGAUUACGCCAGCGACUUCGGUCACUUUGAGAUUUGCGAUUUCCUACAAGGUGCAGGGGCGUUGCCAAGGGUCAAACGCUUAGCGAAUUAUGGCAAUGGCUCAUGUUAUUUAUUGUCUAUCUUUCUCUUUCUCUUCUCUCUCCCAAAAAUCACUCUUCUCUUUUUUUUUCUCUCUCCUUAGUUUCUUUGCCACUUGGGCUCAAUCUAUUGAAGAUUCAUUCAUGUUCUCAGAUCAUGGUGUAGGUCUUUUACUUUCGUCUCUCAGGUUAUUCCUCAAUAUUCAAUCGGGUCGCCCAGCGACCCAGCGUGCCCAUCCCAACCAUCUUCAGAUAGGGAGUAAACGGUUCUAGUAUAAUUGGACUCUGAGAAUGUGAAUCUACCAUGUAAAAUCGGGUGAAUUCGUUUGCGCUCAGUCUAAGCAAAUAAGGAAGCAAAGAGUGUUGAGGGUAUGGGUAGCAAAUCUCAGGCGGCGGCGGCCGUAGCAGGUGAAGAUGGCGACGAUGCCAGUACUAGCGGUGGCGCUACUCAUCUUCAAGCAGACGCGGGUAGCAGAGGUGCUAGGUCUCUUAAGGGCAGGCUAACGGUGCUCCUGUUGCCGUUUGUUAUGGCUCUCAUUCUAACGGAAGCCACAGACAUAAAGGCAAACGGCAUAAACGAACACCAGGAGCCUCCCUCUAAGGCUAUUGGGGAGACCAUAGAGGAAAAGAAAGAAGCAAGCACUCCAAGUCUUACUCUCAGCAAACAACACGAAGAGCUGCCGAAGUUCAAGGAUCGGACUUCAGGAGACGAAUCGGCGGAUUUGAGACGAGAGGUUGCAACGCUUAUAGCGCGUGACCUCUGUGAUGGUGAUGGACAUCCUGGAGGUCGUGGAAGUCAUCGUGGCGGAAGAAAAGCAAAUCCAUCAAUACUAUUCGGAUCGGAUCUGCUCCUGACAUCUUCAGAAGAUAUAGAACCCCACCUUCUUGGGAUUGCCGCACCGUAUUUAGACGCCAUUGCUCAAGUCGCCAAACGUGGAUGGAAUAGAAUGAAGUUUAAGGCCAGUCUGGAGUCAUCUUCGUCUUGUAUCCAUGGUUUGGCUUUUGGUUGUUACUUAGAGUUAGAAAAGGUAUGCAUGUUGCAAUCACAUUUGUGCGAAAAAAAUUCAUCCUAUCGUUCUUGAGCACGAGUUAGUGACUGCAAUGGGAGGGCUAGCAUUGCCCGGCUACUCUCAUUUCAGUACUAUCUUCUGCGUUAUUCCGUAGCCAUUUGCCUGCUUAUUUCAGUUUUUCGAAUAGAUGAAGACAUAGGCACUCCACUCAGAUAAUGACUCCUGACUGGCUUUAAACAGUGGGCUAAUGGGUUUACGCUUCUCCACUGGGCUGCGCGAUCGGGGCAUGUGGAACUGUGUCGUUAUUUCUUGCAUAAAGUUAUGAAGACGAGACUUCCCUUUUUAGAAUAAGGCCACGCACAGAGCACAAAGAAAUCCGGGGGGAUCGUACGCAUCGCCCGGAGCGCAUCGAAACAAACAAACAGGGGCACUUCUGAGAACAAGAGCGCCAAACUCUUCAUUCCUCGAUGAAAAUGAACACUAUCGAGAAUGAAUAUCAGACCCAGAUCAAACACAUAAACAAGAUAUGCCAUCAUGACAUGAGUUUUCCGCUUGGGCCACAACUCUAAGAAAAGUGCUGACCCGAAUAUACGCGAUGACUUCACCCGAAGCCCUGUGGAUUAUGCUAGACGAAAAAACCACAUGGACGCACUCCGCCUCUUGCUCUUGGAGGCUGAUAGCAGGGCAAGAGCUGGUGGUGUCGAAUGACAUGAAUGGCAAGAACUGUUUUUAGUAAGGGAUUGGCGUGAGUGAGUAGCUCGCUGUAAAAUAGUAUCCUCGUUUUUCUUUUUUAACUUUUAGGCUUAGCGCAAGAAAAUUAUAUAAAUGUUUAUAUUUAUAAGUUAAUACAUACUUAUGUUGAGGGAGUUAUGCUUCUGCUGUAAUUUGCAUUUGGGGGACUUAGGUUUUGAAACUGGAAGAAUUAGAAUACCAGAGUCGUCUAAGUCAUUACACGGAGCUAAAACGCAUGCUAGCACUAACUAGAACUUCACAAAAUAUCUUUACCUAUACGUACAAAGAUAUCAAUCUGUGCAAGCAAGAUCGAAAAGAAGGCAUACUUGAGAAAAUUUUCGAUUUCGAGUUCUUCCGCAUUUUCUGUAUCAUAUUUCUAAAUUAAACUUGAUCAUUUCCAUCCCUAGAGUAUGUUGACACCAACCUUCAAAUAUUUGUAGUUCUUGUAGUUGUUCGUGAAGAAGACAAUCAUGUGUUCGUCCAGCACCAACAAUAACAAUAUUAUCUAUUACGAGUACUUCGACUUAAGCUAGUACGUCUACGUACUUCGGUAUUUCCGCAGCCCCUGUCAUGUCAUUACCUUCAUUUUGUAAUGUGUAAUUUUCUGUCGGGAGACAGACUCUUUUCCUUGCUUGUUGAGCACCCACGCUGGUGCAGAUAUUUCCUCAGACGAAAUAUGAGAAAGAUCAGAUGUGCAAACAACAAGUUGAAGUUUCGUACAAUGAUAGGGAU
Amoebophrya sp. A25 is the source of this 7221-nucleotide messenger RNA. Lineage: Eukaryota; Dinophyceae; Syndiniales; Amoebophryaceae. The record is from the annotation of a GenBank genome assembly.